UAUCAGUUGUUUGAGGUCGAGCAAAAAGCAUGUCUGUUGUUAUAUGUCAAAGUGCUGUGUGCCAGAAAUGUCUCCAAAGGAUGGGCAUAUGACUUCUUUGACACACCUGAUCCAUAUGUUGUUUUAACGAUAAAAUCUGCUCCAGCAGGACGGAAAUGCACCAGUACUAUAGACAAUAACGUAAACCCAGUUUGGAAUGAAUCCUUUCUUUUUCUACAUGAUCCAAAUGUCAGCUUCAAUCUCCAAAUCACUUUGAUGGAAGCAAACUACACAGUAGACCAGGAAAUUGGCACCGUUACAAUUAAAGGCAACAGUUUACCAAAAGAUAAAUUUGAGAAGAGAACAGUUUAUUUUAAUGAGGUUAUAGAACUUGAUAUUGAACUGAAAACUGAACUGAACCAGAAACCAGAUUUGAGAUAUGGUCUCUGCCUCUCUGAUGAUGAGAAAGAUUAUUUAACUAACCGAAAGUGCCGAGUGUAUGAAGCUUUGAAUAAUUUAUUAGAGGAUGAUGCCCCACAAAGUCUUGAAGAGGUACCAAAUAUUGCCGUAAUUGGAUCUGGAGGUGGUUUCCGAGCUAUGGUUGGAUUCAGUGGAGUUCUCAAUGCAUUGCAGAAAAGUAAAAUAUUAGACAGUGUUACAUAUCUAGGAGGUCUUUCAGGCUCCUCUUGGUAUAUUUCAUCAUUAUAUUCCCAUAAGAAAUGGCCAGAAUCUCCGAUAGAAAAUCUCCAUGAAGAACUGAGAAAAAAUAUAGAACCUAGCCUUUUGUGGUUACUUAAGCCAAAUAGUAUGUACCGAUAUAUUGAUCGAAUAAUGUUGAAGAAACGGACUGGUCAACCUGUUAGUUUUACAGACUUUUUUGGUCUUUUGGUUGGAGAAACAUUACUGAAAGGGAGACAAAAGAGUAAAUUAAGUGACCAACAAAUAAAAGUAAGAGAUGGAAAUAUACCUUUGCCUAUUUAUACCUGUGUUCAUGUCAAGAAUGAUGUAUCAGCUAAAUCAUUCCAAGAAUGGAUUGAGUUUACACCAUAUGAAAUUGGCAUCCCAAAAUAUGGAACGUACAUGAAGGUUGAACAUUUUGGUUCUAAGUUUUUUAUGGGUAAAAUAUGUCGUGAACACCCAGAACCACCAUUGCACUAUCUUCAAGGUAUUUGGGGAAGUGCCUUUUGCAUCCUGUUCAAAAGAUUACUGGAAGACAAAUCGAGAAAAGACCCAGUUGGAAUGAUGCGGCAAGAUAUACAAAUGGAAUUAGAAAAGCAGAAAUUGGAUACUUUCAAUGAUUCAUCAGAUGAUGAGGAAGAGAUUAAACAAGAAGAGACAUUAAAGAGAAGAAGUGUAGUGAUGCAACAUCAUAUGAGUUCCAGAAAAUCAAAUGAAGGCAUCCCCAAAAAUUCUGUUGAAACUGGAAUCAACGCCCUUAAUAACAUAGAUCCUAAUGACAUUUCAGUCAGAAGAGGAUCAAAUGGAGAAGAUGCUUCAAGUAAAGAUAGAUCUGAUAGCGAGGAAAAAGCUUCAACUUCUGAGGGAUUCUGGACACAAAUGUUAAGAGGAUUAAUUGAGAAUAAGAAUUGGGAAGUGUUGAGUACACGAGCAGGAAGAGCUGGUGUUGUGCAUAAUCCAAUGCGGGGUUUAUUCCUCAACAAAAGCUAUCCAUUGUCUCCAUUCACACCUUCUAACAUUGAUGAUGACUUGGCUGUAACCAAGAUCGAUUUUCCAAAGUCAUGCCAAGAAUUUCAGUCCUUGCGUAGCCUUACUGAUGAAUUUGAUGGCAAUUUUGAGAUGGCAAAUACAAAAGAGAAACGCUUAUACAUGGUAGAUGCUGGUCUCACUUUCAACUCUCCUUUUCCUUUGAUACUACGACCCCAGCGAGGUGUAAAACUCAUAUUAUCUUUUGACUUCAGCGCACGAGACUCUGAUGAUGCAGAACCAUUCAAAGAACUUUUGUUGGCUGAAAAGUGGGCUCGAAUAAACAACUUACCUUUCCCUCCUAUUGAUACUUCAGUCUUUGAAAAAGAAGGAAUGAAAGAAUUAUAUAUCUUCCGUCAUCCAGAUGACCCAUACUGCCCAGUGGUCAUGCAUUUUGUGUUGUGUAACUUAAAAUUCAGACAGUUUAAGGAACCAGGUGUUCCAAGAGAAACACAAGAGGAAAAAGAAUUUGCAGACUUCAACAUUUAUGAUGAUCCAGACACACCAUAUUCAACAUUUAACUUCAGCUAUAAUAAUCUGGCUUUUGAUCGACUGACAAAACUUACAGAAUUCAACACAUUGUUACACAUAGAUGACAUUAAGGAAUGUAUUGCUCAGCAAGUUGAACUGAACAGAUUCUUGCCAAAGAAAGUGCCAGUUCAGUUCAAGAAUGUCAAACGUCUUCCCAUCAAAUCUGUUGACAAUCAAAACAAACUGAAACAAUAUAUUCAACAAAUGAAGCGCUCCAACACUGCCCAUUCUGUUGAGCUGGAAAGAAAAUAUAGCAAACAAUCAGUAAAUAGAAAAAAACAAACACAGACAAGACAGCAUUUAACAAGAGGUCAACGUUCAAUGAAAUUGUCAUGUAAUUUACCAAUGAGAGAAAUUAAUAGAGUAUCAUGUAAAUCUGUAUAUUUUGACUCAAAAGAAAGUCUUAGUGAUACCAGUGAGAGUUCUGAUGAAGAAUACUCAUCUCCUUUAUAAUCAAAUCAUGGUGAAUAUGAAUUGGUUACACAGUGCAGUACAACAUUUCUCAGAUGUUUUUAACAAAGCAUUAUAUCAUUGUAACAUAUCAUUCUACAUAAAAUUUUGUUAGAGCAUUUUAUAA
Molecule: messenger RNA, 2791 nt
Organism: Octopus bimaculoides (California two-spot octopus)
Lineage: Eukaryota; Metazoa; Mollusca; Cephalopoda; Octopoda; Octopodidae
Product: cytosolic phospholipase A2
Biological process (GO): glycerophospholipid catabolic process
Cellular component (GO): cytosol
Molecular function (GO): calcium ion binding; calcium-dependent phospholipid binding
Source: RefSeq, a predicted model, not a curated record